Messenger RNA from Diorhabda carinulata, 7559 nucleotides. Its product is annotated as peroxisomal membrane protein PEX16. NCBI's taxonomy places the organism in Eukaryota, Metazoa, Arthropoda, Insecta, Coleoptera, Chrysomelidae. Gene Ontology annotation, biological process: peroxisome organization. The transcript has 5 exons. Gene Ontology annotation, cellular component: peroxisomal membrane. Bases 379 to 1395 code for a protein of 338 amino acids. The record is from RefSeq and is a predicted model, not a curated record.
AUAUGGUUAGAUUAAGUUGACAGUUAACAAAUGUAAGAUUGUGUUUUAACAAUUUCACUUCGAUAGAUUAGAUUCUAUUGAAAAAUAAUGCGUUAAAUUGUAAGCAAUAUGUUACGGUUUACAAUCUUUCAACAAUUCACAAUCUUGCGGGAUAGGUUAUAAUCUAACGGUAUUUACAAUUUUUCGGUGACAAAUAUAUAACUGAAAAUAAGUUCCUGGCUGAUUAAAAAAUGAAGAAGAGAGAUGACUUAUGAAAGAUGUAAUCUAACAUAACCUAAUCUCGUAACUUCUGGACUUGGGCCAUACAUAAUUACUUUUUAACAAGUCUUAAUAUUAUUUAAUAAUUCACGUUGAAUAUUAUGUUAUAACAACAUUAAAAUGUCUUCUUUAUUAUUUAGUUUGCCAGAAUUAUACCAAUCAUAUAAAUCAUGGGUAAGCAAAAACCCAAACAAUAUUGGAGAUUGGGAAACAAGUGUGAAAUGGAUAUCUUAUUUCUUGGCAGGUAGAAUAAAUAAUUCUCAUAUAGUGUCGGAACUAAUUUACUGUCUCUCUAAUCUUCUUGUUAUGUUUAAUGAUAGAAUUAUUAAGAAAGCUUAUCAAAUUGACAGUAGUGCAAGUGUGGAAAAGAUCAAACUCUGGUUGACUGUGAUUGAAUAUUCUGAGGUUUUCUGUGAACUUUCAGCAAGUAAACUUUGGGGCAACACUGGAAAAUGGAUUAUUAUUGUAUCAAUACAAAUUUUCAAAUGUAUUUCAAGAAUGUUUUUAAUAUUCCACUAUAAAGAACCAAUCAUUCAGAAUCCAUCGAUUCCAGUAUUAAAUAGAAAAACUAUAACUCAUCAGAAACGAAAUAUAUCACAAUCUGAAUUUGAUUCAAUUUCUUUCACUUUGAAACGUUCUGGGAGAGUUAUGAGAAAGAUAGAUUCUUCUCCACCAAUAGGUUUAAGGGACUGGAAACCAUUACCACAAUUAGGAGCCGAUAAUAGAAAUCAGUUGCUUGAAACCACUAUAAGUAAAAGACAGUUGAUUGCAGAAAGUAUUUAUAUUGCUAAACCGAUUAUUCAUCUAACGUCAAUGGCUUGUUUUGGUACCAAAACAUGGAAACCAUGGAUGAUUUCUCUAGCUUUAGAUAUUACAAGUAUGGAACUAUACCGAUCCAGUACAAAAAAGAAUAUCCAAGCUUUGACGCCACAGCAGCGUUUACAGAUAUCUAAAAGGACAAUGCUUUUGAUAUUAUAUUUCUUGCGAUCACCUAUGUACGAACGAUACAGCAAAGAUAGAAUUCAUUCCUUUUUGAUGGGUUUGAGCAAAGUACCAUUAGCUAGCAUUAUUUGUACUCCAUUGGCACAAUAUUUACCAUUUUGGCAAAAUACCUACUUCUACAUGUGGUCUACAUAGAUUUAAAUUUUAAUCAAGCGUUGAGGUUUUUUCAUAACAUAUAUCUAUAAUUAUUAUUUUUCACGACUAUUCCCAUAUUUAUUAUGCAAUUUUUUUAAAAUGUCAAACUUUUUUAAUUUGCGAUUGAUUUAGUUAUAAAUAACCACCAAAAAAAUUAUACCAAAGAUAAAAAUGUUUAAAUAACAUGGAGUUGUAGAAAUCAACGAAUUUAGUACUCAAUUUUCAAGUUUUUUAUUUACUUACAAUCAAUUUAUUAGCUGACAAAAGUUUACCAUACUUUAGCUUUAGAGUAAGAGUUAAGAAGAAAAUGUGUGCCAAUAUUUUGCUCAUUGGUACAAUAUCUGUAAGUUCCUUAUUUGGGAAGCAAGUAUAAUCCUUCUAACUGAAAUACCAAUAAACUGUUUCCCAGUUUUCAAUCGAGGUAUUCCCGAAAAAACAGGUUUUCAGAACGAAAAUAAAAUUAUAGGUUACAGAUUGGUAAAUACAGUCAAAACCUGAUAUAGCGACAUUGAAGGGUCCGUAUAAUUGCCGACGUUAUAUCCGAUAGUUGCUAUAAGGAAUACAUAUAUCCAAGUACAGUAGUUAUAUUAGUUGUGUAGUUAUAUUAUCAUAGGUAUCUAUCUAGUAUAGUUAUAAGUUAUGUAUGUGAACUUGUCAAAUGAAAUGUCAGAAAUGAAAUAUUUAUUAAGAAAUAAUUAGAAUACAAAAUGUACUUAGCUGCUUAUAGUACGAGUUCUAGAUUUUAAAGUUUUCAGUCAUAGCAUUUAGAGCCUCGGAAAUUGUUGUUGGAGGAAACCAUUCUUCAGUGUUACGAUUGUUACUUUCAGCUUCUGCAAGAAUUUCUUCUUCGGUAGCUAAGGCGCACACAGCGACACUGUCAUCUAUUCCAAUAAAUUCCUCUAUCUCAAUUCUAUCUCUGUAGCAGUAGAUCUUUGCAACUGAGCAACCAAUUCAGCAAGUGGAACGUUGUCAUCUUCAUCUGUAGAUUGUAUCAUUCUCGCUUACGGAAUAUCAUCGUCGUCCUCCGCUUGUGAUGGAGAGAGAUCUUUGAAACCUGCAUGGCGAAAGGAGUUGGCUAUAGUGGUCUGUGUGACCUUUUCCCAAACUUCCGAUAUCAUUAGAAUUGUAUCCAGAACAAAAGACUUUUAGUAUCUUUGCUGUUUUCAAUAUUCUGUAUAAUUUAUAGCACUUGACUGGGACAAGAAGCGGUUGGUUGUUAUAGUCGAUGAAUAUCGAUAAAGUUUCGUCGUUGUAAGCGAUAUGUCGCUGUAUCCGAUGUUGUUAUAGGAGGUAUAUUUGCGGAAUAGUGUCCUCGAGAUUCGGGCGGGCAUUUACAUCUGGCUGUAAUAACCGAUCGGUCGUUGUAAACGAUGUCGUUAUAAUCGGUUUCGACUGUAUAGUAGAUUUGAUAGAUAAUUAUUUAUGAACCUGUCAGACGAAACAUAAUUUUUUUGAUUUAUGAGGAACAUCCGUCUCAUAGACGGAUAUGGGAAUUUAGCUUCUUUUUUGUGAAUUUAUACACUUAUCUUACUUUUUUUGUUCAAAGGUCAUCAUCAAUAACAGAAACUCAUUAAUCUUAAAAUUAUUUAUUUAUUUAAAUAGAAUGUGAAACAUAAUUGCUGACUAUCAGUCAAAAACAAUAGUUAUAAUAAAAUAAUAACAAAUAUCUCAAGGAAUUAAAACACAAAUAGGUAACAUGAGCAAUUCCUACCAGUCAAAUACAAGAAAAUCUUGUUACGGUCCGGUGAAAAUCAGCGAAUAUCCGAUAUCGAUGAAGAGUAGGGUUAAACUGAGGCACAUACGAAACCCUUUAUUUGAUCCCUAACGAGAUCUAGUACCAAAUCUGUAUACUAUAUCAGUUUGGCAGAUGGAUAUUUCGAUUGAAGGGUUUUUUAUUAAUAGUGAUAAUUAAUACUCACCAGGUCCCAUAAAAUUGAGUUGGAUAUUUCUAGUGCUUCCAGAAUUCCGGAAAUGCCAAUUACGUAAUUACGCAACUUUUUUCUUCAAUUCCUUAAUACGUAAUUUUUCCUAUUUUUUUUAAUUGACUGAAUUUUCGUGAAUAUUGUAGAUAGAGUAUCUAUAAUUUUUAUAAUAGGGUCCUUGCAUACUUUUUUUAUACCUUAACUACGUUUAGUAUAUCUUCUUAAUCACACUAUUUUUUAAUUUUUUUUAAACGGCAAAUUAGAUUAAAAAAAUGAAUAAAUUUAAAUAACUGAAUGGCGCGCCAAAACGCAUUUGUUGUCAUAUGACUGAGUGUGACGUAGAAAGUAAGUAAACAGACUUAAUAUUAUUGAACCAGAAAUGGUAUGCACAUUAUAUUUUCUACAUAGACAUUGUCAUACUCCACAUGAAUAACGCUAAUUUCAUUAUUAAUUUCGAAUGAUGGAUCUGCAACCCAGAAUAAACUCCGUUUCUUAUUAAAUAAAUGCAUUUGCAGGCUUAUUUGUGCUUUACACUUAUUUGUUAUUAACCCAUCUUUUAUACAUAAAUUAUAUGUUUUUGCACUCGAGGGACAUAUUAUUUCUCUUCAUAUUGAUCAUUAAUAGCAUCUGGAGAUGCUCCUAAGUAGGGAUACUAGGGUGAUAGUAGUAAUCCUACAGGUUAUGAUUUAAUUUUCAUUUGUGCUUCAAUGAUCAGCAAUAUUUUUUUUUCAAAUGUUUUUCCUCUUUGCAUCGCUACAGUUUCCUUUAUUUUUAAACUGCCCACAAUUUGCUCCACUAACGUGCCUAUUGGUGUUUUACAACUUCAUAAAUGCAGGAUGUCAUAAUACGUCCAUAACGAAGUUGAUGUCACAACUUGUUAUAACUUCGGUUACUUGUGGCAUUAACAAGCUUCUCGACAGAUUUCUUCUCUCGUGUGUCUGUGCAUAUUCCUGGAAAGCAACUGCAGUGCUGCGUCCUUCUGAUAUAAAGCCCAUCAGAAGCUGGUGUACACCUAAUUUAUUACAGGAUGUAUACUUUAUAAAAUACUUUAAUAUAUGGCAACUUAAAUUUUUCUCCUUGGCAGUAGAAACAAAAUAUCGGUUGCGUACUUUGUGCUCAGGACAUAUUCUACCUUUUAUAAUACAGAAAGCACCUUCUCGUUUUAAUUGGACGUAUCCAAUGGCAGCAUCCUCAUAGGUGCUUCGAUCAGCACUGAAAGAUAAUACAAAUGUUUUGACAUCGAAAGCUUUAAUCAAAAUAUAACCUUAUGACAUUUUAAUAAAGUUCAAGCAAAUAAAUGUGAUAAUGACGUUACUAUAAGAAAGUCCAAUUAGUAUGUGUUUUUAACUCCACAUAUUUCAACUGAAGUUAAUAAUUGAUUAUUAGCAAAGAACAUAGCAACCAUGAAAGCAUCUACCUUAGAUAGAUUGUUCGAUCUUGCUUCGAUAUCCUAUUUCGGCCGAUAUUUCAAUUAGAAUAGUCUUGGAAACCCUUCCUAAAACAAAAAUCACACUAAACAAUCAAUUACCUCCACUCACAACCACAGAAUGGCGUUUGAAAGGCGACACGCGGCGACCACGUUUCAGUAUUUACUUAGUUUCUACGUCACAACCGCAGUAACCAAUAUUAACAUGUUUUCUGUCACGUGUUAUUAUUCAAAUUAUCAUCAAUUUAUAUUUGCGAUUUAUAAUAUUUUCAGUUAUAAUAAAAUACAGUUCAAACCAAAUUUAUAAAUAAGAAGUGAUAUAUAAAUUUUUAAAUAUGUUAAAUACCCAAAUUACCAAGCACUGCAAGGACCCUAUUAUCUUUUACUAUCUCAAAUUCAAGUAAUUAUCAAAAUGAACACAAUAUUUAAACAAAAAAAUAUUUAUUCAAGAACUUUUCAUCGUACAUCAGUUAAGUCAAAUAAUUUUUUUUCGUUCUUUCUUGAAAAUGUGAUCAUAAAUGACAAGGCAUUUAAAAUUUUGUCUCCUAGGAACUUUUUAGUUGACUAUAUAUGACGGAUGAAAAGGUUCGCUCGGCUUCAACACUUGUAGGCAUUAUCGAAAGCAAUUAUACGCUGCAGUCAAAAAACUUCGCGACCGCCGCCAGCGCUGUCGUAAAUUUCUACCCUAAUAAUGGAAUGGAUAUCUGUGUUUACUGUUGAAAUUGAUUUAUUUACAGUCACUUUCUUUAUUUCUUUGUCAACUCCUCGUCACUGGUGGUAAUUGCGUCCGAUGCUCUCGGUUAUGGCUAUGUAUUUAACAUCUUUGUGCAGAAUUAUCUUUCAACAGUUCCACUAUAUACAUUCGUAUAUCAUCCGAAGAUGGUUUCAUGAAAUAUUCUGUGACAGCAGUUUAAAAAAAACCCUCAUUGUUAUGCAAAUCUUGCAAAACAUCGUAUAUAUUUGUUCGCCUUUCCUUUAUUCUCUUUCUAAGAGAUUUGGCUAAUUUUCCACGUAGAUCGUUUGACUAAAGAUUAAGUUCCUCUAGCAUAAUUAGAGGCGCAACGUUUGAAUCACGGCAACAUAAUGACAAAACAGUAGUUUUUAUUACUUCCAAGUUGUAAUGAAGGUCUUGGGUCUCUUCGUCUGUAAAUUUUACAUUUGAUUUCAAAUCUAGUAACGUCUUAAAAACUCACGAUUUUAAUUUGAGAAUUCGGCCUACCAUAUAUGACAAGAAGUUCCAUCGUGUGUUACAGUCUAGUAUUAGGUCAAUAUUUUUACCAUUAUCUUCUAAAAUGUGCCUUUGCAAAAAGUCGUUUUUCAAAAGGGAGUUUUAAAAAAAAAAUUUAGAUCUCUUAAUUUUUUUAUAGUACCUUUGUAUCAAAAUCCAAUUCUAGAAUUCUGGUUGAUUCUACAACAAACGCAUCCUCUCGAAUAGUUAUAUGACGAUCCUCUUCAAUUAUGACUUUUAUUUGGUCAUUAUCAACUCAACAAAAAUCUCCAAAACGGAAUUUUUUAUAUCAAUUCUAACACGUUAGCGCUCUGUUAAGCAACGUGAACAAAAGAACUAGGUUCACGAGUUGAACCGCGAUGGAAUUUUGAAAAUUCUCUACGUUUCGGCUCCCACUUUGGAGCCAUUAUCAAGAGAAGGGUGGGAACAGGGUGGUUAUUCGUUCAUUGGUAAGAAGUGAUCCGAAUCCGUGGUCUUAAUCUGCCUACUCAAUGCAACGAAUCACCCCUUUUUCCUGGUUGAUUCCAAGACCUCAAUCUGCCUACUCCUUAAAAUUUUACCGAGGAAAAGAAAAGCUGAAACAAAAAAUAUAUAGAGGUUGAAACAGAAAAUAAAAAUAAUAUGCUUACCAUCAAGAACACUGUUGACAUUAACACACACUCACUGCUGGUCUUAGCUGCGUUUUUAAGACCAGAUCAAUGAACGAAUAACCACCCUAUACCGUCUCUUGAUAAUGGCUCCAAAGUGGGUGCGGAAACAUCAAGAAUUUUUUAAAUUCUAACGCGGUUCAACCCAUGAACCUAGUUCUUUUGCGUGUCGGUGUUAGGCCAAGCGCCGGGUACUUUUUUACAAAGUUCUAGAGUACAGUUUUUUUUAAUAUAUUCAGGGGUGCCCCCUGAAUCUACAUCCAAGUAGGCUUCAUUGGAAGCGCCCGAGUCAGCCGCUCCAAACUUUUUACAAUAUUUAUCAUGAACCGUUAACUAUAUAUUGCAAAAAGUUUGGAGCCUUAUAAUUGAAAAUCUAUGCUUUAUGCAAAAAAAGUUUCAAAUAAAAAAUAUGUAAUAAAUAUAGUAACUUGUCGUACGUAUAAAUUACUAUAUUUGUCGUACGAUGCGCGAUUCACAAGAUUUCGAUAAAACGUGUUUUUCAAUAUGGCGGCUGACUCGGGCGCCCCAAAUGACGCCCACUUGGAUUUACAUUCAGAGGACACCCCUGAACAUAUUUCAAAAAUAAAUCCGUUCUCUAGAACUUUGCAUUUGAACUUCUAUCUUUGCUCUGGUGCAUGGCCUAUGUAGUUGUUGCAGUAAACAGUGUGUUCAGUAAAAAACUCAAAAAUCUCCUUAAGUCCUUAAGGUGAUCAUCAAAAGUAAAUUUUAAUAUUUGCAUAAUAAAUUACAGUGGAAUUGCAUUUGAUGCGUGUUUCAGAUAAUAUAGUCAUAAUAUAUAUCAUGAAACAGUUAAUAUAACAAUAUUUUCUUUAAUCUGGGUUUAUUGGUAAGUAGUGAACUAUAUUGUAAUUUGUAGAAAAGGGAUUUUAUUGUGAUCUAGUUGAUUUAUUGUUUAAUAAAUUCAAAGUAUAAAUUUAAAA